AGCCGUUUUGCUCUCUCCCUCUCUAUUCUUUUCUUCUUCUUCCCACAACCGAGAGCCUCAAAGGCUAAUCACAUCGCCACUCGCACCAUCGGCCACCAUGACCGACGCUUGACCACCGCCCCAACGGCCUCCAUAUGCGAAUGAAAACAACCCUUAUGAAGCCUUAAGUUGCUGCCUUUCUCUUUGGCCGAGACCUCAUCUACUCUCCACUCACACAAACGACGACUGUACACCAAGAUCCCACAACUCGUCGAUAACGCAUAUGGUGAAGAUCCAAACACAACAAAGGUUUCCCGAGCAACCUUCAAUGCUUCGGUCUCAAGCCUGGUGGCUCAAAUCGCAGGAUCCAGCUGUGAGAGGGAAGGCAUCUGGACAGUCUAAAUUUAGAGGCCUAUUUUCGAAGAAUGUUCCAAGCGCUCCACCCACAUCAAACUCAAGGCUUUCACCACUACCUCCAGAACCUGCUGGUUUUAAUUACGGUCGUGAGGCAGCAAUCGACAUUCCUCUGGAUACAGCUUCAGGAGGAUCAUCUCAGGAUUUGAAAAAGAAAGAGAAUGAACUCCAAGCUAAGGAGGCUGAACUGAAUAGGCGGGAGUAGGAAGUGAGACGAAAAGAAGAGGCAGCAACAAGAG
Hibiscus syriacus is the source of this 632-nucleotide messenger RNA. Its product is annotated as secretory carrier-associated membrane protein 3-like. Lineage: Eukaryota; Viridiplantae; Streptophyta; Magnoliopsida; Malvales; Malvaceae. The transcript is spliced from 7 exons. The coding region runs from base 263 to 598 and encodes 111 amino acids. The record is from RefSeq and is a predicted model, not a curated record.